ACGUGGUGUUAGAAUAGGACACUGAGCAAUGAAGCUUGUAGCUUUAGGUACGGCAUUAGCUGUGGCAUUCUCAAACAAACCGAUCUCUGAUCCUUGUCGCUAAUAUAAUAUCUCUACUUCCUCUUCUCGUUUCUCUCACUCUCUCCCUGAAAGUUGCUUUGGUGAAGAAGUAAAGACACCCCAUCCCCAAGAGAAAUUAGAACUUUCUCUCUCUCUCUCUCUCGCAGAGGGGGAGGAGGAGGACAUUUGUUGCAUCUUCCUCUCUUGGCUGAACUGGAUUAUAAUAUAGCAUAUCGACCACCAUGUUUCACCGCCGGAGCAAUUCCCAUCGGGAUCAGGAGGAUGAUUCUCUGCGACAUGAGUCUAAGGUCAAUGAGCUAAGGAAUGCAAUUGGACCAAUAACAGGACGCAGUUUACAAUAUUGCACUGAUGCAUGUUUGAGAAGAUAUCUGGAAGCUCGUAGCUGGAAUGUGGACAAAGCGAAGAAAAUGCUGGAGGAGACACUUAAAUGGAGAUCGACUUAUAAGCCUGAAGAGAUUCGUUGGCAUGAGGUUGCUAUUGAAGGGGAAACAGGUAAAGUGUAUAGAGCAAAUUUUCAUGAUAGACAGGGAAGAACUGUACUUAUACUGAGGCCAGGAAAGCAGAAUACAAAAUCAUUAGACAAUCAGCUCCGACAUUUGGUGUAUCUCUUAGAGAACGCCAUACUUAACCUUCCAGAGGGCCAAGAACAAAUGGCAUGGUUGAUAGACUUCACUGGAUGGUCGAUAAGCAAUAGUGUGCCCAUCAGAACAGCUCGUGAUACUAUUAAUAUACUACAGAACCACUAUCCUGAGAGGCUAGCCAUAGCAUUUCUGUACAAUCCUCCACGGAUUUUUGAAGCAUUCUGGAAGAUUGUGAAGUAUUUCUUGGAUGCUAAAACAUUCCAGAAGGUGAAGUUUGUGUACCCUAAGAAUGUUGAUAGUGUAGAACUUAUGAAGUCAUAUUUUGAUGAUGAAAAUCUGCCAACUGAGUUUGGGGGAAAAGCCAUGUUGGAGUAUGACCAUGAAGAGUUCUCAAGAUUAAUGACUCAAGACGAUGUCAAGGCUUCCUCGUUCUGGGGAUUUGACAAUAAACAUCAACAAGCUACAAAUGGACAUCAUGGUGCUGAGGUGGCUCCAGAGCCAAUGGCGUAGUUCCCCCAGCUAUCUAGCUUCCCAUCUUCAGUGAGUUAGUGUAGUGGAAGCAUAAAUCCACCUUGGUAUGUAAGAUUUUGAACGUAAGCCAGCUAGUGGAUAGGUAAUGAUCUUUAAUUUUACCAACAAAAGCUAUCAGCAAUGUUUGUGGGCUUCUAGCUAGAAUAAUGGAAAUGCUGCCAUCUUUUAUUACUAAAAGGGAGCCUUAUGUUUCUUUUUUUUGCAAA
Hevea brasiliensis (rubber tree) is the source of this 1399-nucleotide messenger RNA. RefSeq lists its product as uncharacterized. The transcript has 6 exons. Lineage: Eukaryota; Viridiplantae; Streptophyta; Magnoliopsida; Malpighiales; Euphorbiaceae. The record is from RefSeq and is a predicted model, not a curated record. Gene Ontology annotation, molecular function: phosphatidylinositol transfer activity. The coding region runs from base 303 to 1172 and encodes 289 amino acids.